Conger conger (European conger) is the source of this 3016-nucleotide messenger RNA. RefSeq names its product L3MBTL histone methyl-lysine binding protein 2 (gene l3mbtl2). Gene Ontology annotation, biological process: regulation of DNA-templated transcription. The record is from RefSeq and is a predicted model, not a curated record. The coding region runs from base 262 to 2757 and encodes 831 amino acids. Gene Ontology annotation, molecular function: zinc ion binding. The transcript is spliced from 19 exons. Gene Ontology annotation, cellular component: nucleus. Lineage: Eukaryota; Metazoa; Chordata; Actinopteri; Anguilliformes; Congridae.
UGGUUUCGUCGUGGAGUGGUUGAGUUAAUAAGUGAGUUGGAAUUUUUGCCGAGCACUCUGUUGAAACCAUGUCUGAAACGGAAUCCGUUUUGGUCCCUGCAAAACUGAUGCGUUGGACUGUAGAAGAAAUGUAUUGAUGUCAUUCAGAUGUGUAACAUGAUGGUCUCAUUUUCCUAUGAUGUCAUCAAAGGCAGAAAGAAGCUGUCUAGGCAUUUCAUAAAUCUUGUCAAUAUAUACGUUAUCCAAUAGGACAGACGGAAAAUGCCAAAUCGAUGUGUAGCAUAUGGCUGUCAAAAGACACCUGAAGGCAAUGUGACCCUGUUCAAAUUCCCCAAAGAUUCAGCCGAGUACCGCAUAUGGGAGAAGCAGGUCCAAAGGACUCGGAGCAACUGGACAGCAAAGUUCACCUCACACCUAUGCAGUGACCAUUUUAGCAAGGACUGUUUUGAGCCCAAACCAUCAGCAGCUGUGAAGGGCUCCCUCUCAAAAUUUGCCUUGAAACUGAAGGAGGGGUCUGUCCCGACAGUGUUCAUACGCCCCCCCUGUUCCAGCUGUGGGGGUGACAGAGACUGCAGUGCUUGUACCCCUAAAAGAAGGAGACGUUACAAGGCCCUGGACCAGAAAGAUCAUAUAAGGGAGGAAGGGUCUGCAGGUACAGCUGGUCCCAUGCAGAGGAGCACAGAUGGUUUGGAGCAAGAGGAUGGAGCUGAGGAUGAUGAUGAUGACGAAGAUGAGGAGGAGGAGGAUGAAGACGACGAGGAGGAGGAAGAGGAAAAUGAAGAGGGUGCAGAUAAUCCUCAAGAGGAAUCAGUGACGAGUCCCGUAAAGGUCCUUUCCUCCCCCUCCAAAGUCCCCUCUCCAAAGGAUGAUGAGCCUGCUGUGUGUGAGAUGUGUGGCAUCGUGGGCACCAAAGACACCUUCUUCUCCAGGACCAAGCGCUUCUGCAGUGUGUCCUGCUCACGGUCCUACUCCUCAAACUCCAAGAAGGCCUCCAUCCUGGCGCGGCUGCAGGGUAAGCCUCCCACGAAGAAGGCCAAGGUUCUGCACAAAGCCGCCUGGUCCUCUAAGCUCGGGGCCUUCCUGCACUCGCAGGGCGUCAGCCAACUGCUGGACGGCACGGCCACCGCACAGGAUGUGGCUGCUGGCUUUGACUGGGGCACUUACAUGAAGGACACUGACUUCCAAGCCGCCCCCGUUUCCUGUUUCAGACAUGUGCCCCUGCAUGACCAGUGGGAAGAGAUCGUGGUGGGGCUGAAGGUGGAGGUGCUGAACACCAACGCGGUGCUGCCCAGCAAGGUGUACUGGAUCGCCUCUGUCGUCCGGCUCGCAGGCUACAAGGCCCUCUUGCGGUACGAGGGCUUUGAGAACGAUGGCAGCCAUGACUUCUGGUGCAACCUGGGCACUGUGGACAUCCACCCCAUCGGCUGGUGUGCCGUCAACAGCAAGCUGCUGGUGCCCCCAAAGACGGUCCACCAUCGCAUUAAAAACUGGAAGGCCUACCUGAUGAAGAGUGUGGUUGGAGGGAGCACCCUGCCUGUAGACUUCCACAUGAAGAUGGCAGACGGGAUGAAGUACCCGUUCAGGCAGGGCAUGCGGGUGGAGGUGGUGGACCGGGCGCUGGUGAGCCGCACGCGUUCGGCGGUGGUCGACACGGUGAUCGGGGGGCGGCUGCGUCUGCUGUACGAGGACGCGGGUCUGGAGGCCGACGGGGAGGCGCUGUCCGACUUCUGGUGCCACAUGUGGAGCCCGCUGCUGCACCCCAUGGGCUGGUCCCGCAAGGUGGGCCACACCAUCAAGAGCAACGACAAGCGUGUUGACAUGAGCAGCCACCCAACCUUCCGCAAGAUUUACUGUGAUAGUGUCCCUCACCUCUUCAAGAAGGUGCGGACUGUGUAUAUGGAGGGAGGGUUCUUUGAGGAGGGGAUGAAGUUGGAGGCCAUUGACCCUCUCAACCUGGGGAACAUCUGCGUGGCUUCAGUGCGCAAGGUGCUGCUGGACGGGUAUCUGAUGGUGGCGAUAGACGGGGUGGAGAUCGGCGACUGCUCCGACUGGUUCUGCUACCACGCUUCCUCCCACGCCAUCAUGCCCACGGAGUACUGCCUCAAGAACAAGAUACCCCUGACACUGCCCCCAGGGUACGACCAGGUCACCUUCACCUGGGAGAAAUACCUGGAGGAAACGGGGGCGACCGCUGCCCCUGCACGACUCUUUCAGACGGACUGCCCGGGCCACGGCUUCGCCCCCGGGAUGAAGCUGGAGGCGGUGGACCUGAUGGAGCCGCGGCUCAUCUGCGUGGCCACCGUGUGGCGCUCUGUGGGCCGGCUGCUGCUGCUGCACUUCGACGGCUGGGAACCCGAGUUCGACCAGUGGGUGGACUGCCAGUCCCCCGACAUCUACCCCGUGGGCUGGUGCGAGCUCACCGGCUAUCAGCUGCAGCCCCCCAUCGGCAACGAUUCAGCUGGAGAACGACAGAAGAAGCAGCACAAACCCCUGGGUAAAAAGAAGAAGAAGCUGGUGAAGAAGAAGCUGGCGAACCUCAUCUCUAAGAACCUGCCCCCGCCUCGACCCCGCCCCCCCGAACCCCCUGCUCUGCUGGUUCCCAAGAGUGAGCCUGUAGAAGAGACAGUAAUCGCGGUGCAGGUGAAGGAGGAGGAGGUGGAGAUGGACACAGCCCCUCCCGUUCAGGCGGAGCAGCCAGCCAAGGCUCCGCCUGCCCUGCAGACCCUGCUGGAGCAGCUGAAGCAGGAGGCUGAGUAAGGCUGCGAGACCGUCCCCUGCCCUGAGCCUGGAGCCCUGCAGCUCUUCAACUCUGUUCUCUGUGCAUCGCAUCAGACCAGCCCUGUUCCCUGUGCAUCAGACCAGCCCUGUUCCCUGUGCAUCAGACCAGCCCUGUUCCCUGUGCAUCACACCAGCCCUGUGCCCUGUGCAUCACACCAGCCCUGUACCCUGUGCAUCACACCAGCCCUGUUCCCUGUGCAUCACACCAGCCCAGUUCCCUGUGCAUCAGACCAGCCCU